Quercus lobata is the source of this 1524-nucleotide messenger RNA. RefSeq names its product omega-amidase, chloroplastic-like. Gene Ontology annotation, molecular function: omega-amidase activity. Gene Ontology annotation, cellular component: mitochondrion. Lineage: Eukaryota; Viridiplantae; Streptophyta; Magnoliopsida; Fagales; Fagaceae. Gene Ontology annotation, biological process: L-glutamine metabolic process; oxaloacetate metabolic process. The transcript has 10 exons. The record is from RefSeq and is a predicted model, not a curated record. Bases 299 to 1204 code for a protein of 301 amino acids.
AAAAAAAGUUCCAAGUCACUCCAGACUGAGAAAUUGAGAAUACAGAAUAAUAAAUUUUUCCUAUUAAUUAGUUCUGUUUGGCUUAAAGCAAAUUCUCAGUUACUUCUCUGAACUAGGGAGUAGGGAAUUACGACCUUAUAAGACGACAACUCGCAAACAGGGCAUGCAUAGAUGCAUGCGCAGAAUAAAUAGGCCCGUUGACUAUAGGGAAAAAGAAAAACACAAACUUUGAGAAUUAUUGGUACUAGAACUGUCUUUUGCCUAAAUAACAUCAGCUCAGUCUUGGUGUGUGAAUGCAAUGAUGGCAUCUUCUACACCAAGCUCCAUAGAGCACACCAUGCUCGCUGCCUCAGAACAACUACAAGUACCCAGUAAUAUUACGAAGUUUAAGAUUGGCCUUUGUCAGCUAUCUGUUACAUCAGAGAAGAAUCAGAAUCUGGCCUGUGCUCGUAAUUCGAUUAAAGCUGCUGUAGAGUGCGGUGCAAGGCUUGUUGUUUUACCUGAAAUGUGGAACUGUCCUUAUUCAAAUGAUUACUUUGCAAAAUUCGCUGAGGAUUUUGAGAAUGAGGAUGCCUCACCAACGUUUUCCAUGUUAUCCGAAGCUGCUUGUUCUCAUGGAAUCACAAUUGUUGGUGGAUCUGUGCCUGAAUCCAGUGAUGGCCAAUUGUAUAAUACUAGCUGUGUAUUUGGACCUGAUGGAAAGCUCAAGGCAAAGCAUAGAAAAAUUCAUUUGUUUGAUAUUGAAAUUCCAGGAGAUAUUACAUUCAAGGAAUCUGACUUCUUUGCGGCAGGAGAUAAACCAACCAUUGUGGACACAGAUGUUGGCCGUAUUGGAAUAGGAAUUUGUCAUGAUAUACGCUUCCCUGAGCUUGCUGCAUUAUAUAGAGCAAAAGGUGCUCAUAUAAUAUGCUAUCCUGGCGCCUUUAACAUUAGCACUGGUGAAUUGUUAUGGGAAGUGAUGCAGAGAGCAAGAGCAGCAGAUAACCAGUUGUUUGUAGCUACUUGCUCACCCUCUCGAGAUUCUAGUGGUAGCUAUGCAAUAUGGGGCCACUCUACCCUUACCGGACCGUCUGGUGAGAUAAUUGCAACCUCAGGGCAUGAAGAGACUGUGGUAGUUGCUGAGAUUGAUUAUUCCAAAAUUGAACUCCAACGGAAAGGCCUUCCACUUGACAAGCAAAAGAGGGCUGAUAUUUACCUGUCUUGAUGGACAUGUAGGACAAAAGCCUUGAAAGGGUGGACCUUAUGACAACAUUCAGCAUUCAUUUCCAAAACUCUCCAUUUAGUGUCUCUAAAUUUUUCUUGGAUUGGAUGUAAUACUCAUGAUAAUUACUGGAAUUUGCCCUUUGAAGGUGCUCGUACAUGUGUUAAAAGACCUUUUUUCCUUUUUUAUUUUUUUAAAGAAGUCUUCUUUGUGUGAUAAUCAUAGUUGCUAUUUGCUAGUAAACAACUCCCUCUCCAUUACCUUUGUAGUUACGAAUAAUUAAUCUUUAAAAGAUUGGUAUGUGUCUUUUACCAAAAGCAAUU